Messenger RNA from Oncorhynchus keta (chum salmon), 1544 nucleotides. RefSeq lists its product as uncharacterized. The transcript has 2 exons. Bases 84 to 515 code for a protein of 143 amino acids. The record is from RefSeq and is a predicted model, not a curated record. Lineage: Eukaryota; Metazoa; Chordata; Actinopteri; Salmoniformes; Salmonidae.
GUUGACAACAUAGCAGCAAGUGACAGAUUUCAAUUCUACCAUGACUGCAACAAAGAAUGGCAACUACCACCUGAGAGACAACAAUGAAGCCCAAAUCUCUCGUAUUGAGGUUAUUUAAUAAUACUGAGUCCUUAGGUGAGAGGCAAGUGGAGAAAGGAGCCAGGUAUCACCGACAAGUAGACUGUUCGGACCAACAUGAGACCCCCGGCCCCCAGGUAGAGGAUGGGGGGACAAAGAAAGAGAAGUGCACCACUGAGAUCCAUUUAGCCUUUUUACCGGAGAGGUACGAGCCCCUAGUCGAAGAGGAUGAAGGAAGGCAAAGAGCGAAAGAAGAAAAGAAAAACAAGAAGAAAAAAAAAUACAAGAAAGUCAAGAAGAAUGUGGGCAAGGCCCUUCGCUACAGCUGGAAGUGUUUGAUGCUUGGUCUUCACAGUAUGGCAGCAGGCUAUUCCACCCCACUCACUGCCGCUGCUACCCUCGUUCCAGAGUUUCAUGCGGGCAGGGACAGGGGCUGAGAGGACCAAUCACAUUGAUCUGUAAUCCUUCUUAAUGUUCACUGACUCUAUCGCUGUGGCCCCAGGGUCUCAAAUUAAACCAGCACAUUAUGAAAUUAUAGAAUUUCAAUAUCCUGUUGUAGAAUAAUGAUAAAAAUGAUUUGAUUCUCAUUGCAAGAUUGUGCAUGUUUAUAAGAUGUUAUAAACUGUUUAUGUUUUUAUAGUUACUUAAUAGGAACUUUGUAGGAACCACAUUGAUGCAUUUGUUAUUACAUUUAUGUGACAGAAUGUUGACAUGAUUAGGAAAUAUAUCUAUGUCAGACGUUUUAUACUUUUACUAUGACUUUAACAUUGAAAUGUAGGGAAUAUUUUGUACAUUUGUAAACUCUUUAAUUACAGCAUUUCACAGUUACUUACUGCACAAUUAUUCAUUAUUUUCUCAAAUAUACAUUGUGCCUUUUUCAACUCAAAGAAUUUCUGUAACAUGCAACCAUCACCUUGUGUAAAGCCAGUUAAAGAGACAGCAGGAGAGAAAAGGAAAAUUGUGUGACACAAACAGAAUGUGUGUUUGUUCUAUGGCGUCAGAUUGUGAAUCAGGACUGGACAGGAGCUUGUUAACAAAAGGAUUUAGAUAGAGACAGGAAAGAAUUAGCGGGUUGGGGUGGAAAGGGGAACCAAAACAGGAAAGCAAACUGAAUCAAGGCUUGAGGGCCUCUUCCUGCACACUGGGGACAGUCUGUCUUUUGUCCCAGCCAGUCAACAGAAGCAGAGGCAUAGCACAACCCCAGUGGAUUUACAGCAGAAUAAUAUAUUUUCAGAAUAUCUUCUAAAUGCAAUAUGAUAGAAAGAAAAAUUUAUGUUUAUAUGAUAAAGAAAGCUGACAGCGAGAAGUUAACAGUGAGUACAGUAUAUCUUCAUGUGCAAAUAGACAGAUGGAUUGUGACUAAAAUGCCAGUGAUAUGCUACCAAAGAAUACACACUGCAUCUCUCUAUUGCCUCUAUCUGUCUUUGAAAGUCUGUUUCUAUGUGAAUAAAUACAAUUUAAACUUA